This is a messenger RNA of Papilio machaon (common yellow swallowtail), 753 nucleotides long. RefSeq lists its product as uncharacterized. The transcript has 3 exons. NCBI's taxonomy places the organism in Eukaryota, Metazoa, Arthropoda, Insecta, Lepidoptera, Papilionidae. The coding region runs from base 50 to 748 and encodes 232 amino acids. The record is from RefSeq and is a predicted model, not a curated record.
CAAAUCUGCAGUCUUUUUUAUAACCACAACCCGCGUACAUCUUUCAAAAAUGUUUACUAAAAUUUUCAUCCUUAUUAUAUUGGGUGUGGUAGAAAUAAAGGGUGAUUUAGGAAUUAAAUAUGUAAUGAGAAUGUACGAAGAUUGUCAACAUUCAAAUUUGAUACCAUGUUUAAAGAAGAAAGCAAUAUUAUUCUUUGAUAGAGCUGCAAGGAUGGAUUCAAUACCCGUUGUCGAUGGUAUUGAUAUAGUUAAAGGUUCUGAUAUAGAAAUGCCGCCUAUUAGUGAGAACGAAAUAGAUUCCAAUUUGCCUAGAGGAUUGGGAAGCGAAGAUGAAACUUUAUCGGCCAUGUUAUGGGACAAGAUUGCAGCGUUUGCUAAUUCAAGGACGGUUCAGUUUUCAUUACCGAAAAUGUCUGGUGAAGAACUCAACAGAGGGGUUGAAGAAGGUCGCGGCAAGAUGAAGAAGAUGAUGGGGAUGAUGAUGAUGGGCGGUGUGAUGAAAUUGGCGGCUAUGAUACCACUAGCAAUGGCCGGUCUCUUCGUGCUGGCAGGAAAAGCUUUGAUAGUUUCAAAGAUCGCGUUAUUACUGGCCGGUAUACUCGCUAUCAAGAAGAUAAUAUCACAGAAGAGUAGCGGGGGAGGUCACGAGAGUCAUGGCUGGUCGUCAGGUGGCGGCAGCGGCGGAUGGGAUAAGAGAUCACAUAACGACGUCUCGGAUCUUGCAUAUUCCGCGUACAAGACUGAAUAGGUAGA